Molecule: messenger RNA, 902 nt
Organism: Ricinus communis (castor bean)
Lineage: Eukaryota; Viridiplantae; Streptophyta; Magnoliopsida; Malpighiales; Euphorbiaceae
Exons: 3
Coding region: 207-719 (170 amino acids)
Source: RefSeq, a predicted model, not a curated record
AAAAGAAAAAACGAGACCGACUGGAUGGAAUGAGAACAACCGGGACUCUCUGUCUCUUAGAAAUUCAUCAAGAGAGAGACAGAGAAAGAGUCAAUUCGUGGGUUCGAUUGGAUCUGUUAGCAGAAAUAGUAAAAGAAAAGAAAUUGGAGGAUUGUUAGUUAGUCAGUUGAAUCGAGGAUUUGCGAAGGCUGUAAAGGAGAGAUUAAAUGGAUCAGAUAUUGAACAAAGUUGGAUCUUAUUGGUUAGGCCAGAAGGCUAACAAGGAGCUCAAUUCUGUCGGCGAUGAUAUCAACUCAUUGUCAAGCAGUAUUGAAGGAGGAGCCAAAUGGCUUGUCAACAAAAUGAAAGGGAAAAUGCAAAAGCCAUUGCCAGAACUGCUGAAGGAAUAUGACUUGGCCAUAGGAAUUUUUCCCCGAGAUGCUACCAACUAUGAGUUUAAUGCCGAGACAGGAAAGCUUACUGUAUUUGUCCCUGAAAUCUGUGAAGUUGGUUACAAGGAUUCAUCUGUCUUGCGCUUUUUCACGACCAUAACUGGGUAUUUGGAGAAAGGAAAACUAGCCGAUAUAGAAGGAAUAAAGACAAAGGUACUAAUUUGGGUUAAAGUGACUUGUAUCACUUCUGAUGGACCGAAGCUUCAUUUCACAGCUGGGAUGAAGAAGACUAGGAAAAGAGAGGCUUAUGAAGUCCUUAGGGAUGGAGUGAGUGUAGACAAGUUCUGAGGUAGUUAAAUAGAAGUAUAAUAUUAUUGUGAAUAACUCCUUUAUCAUUGCUUGCAGACCUUUCUGCUUGUUUUCUUCAUUGUGUAAUGACCAGCUAAAUGGAAUUUCAUAUGUUCCUCCUUUUGUUCUAUAUUGAUAUAAAACGCCAGAAAACAGAACAGCCAGCUUGCGAAUUGAUUUUCA